Colletotrichum destructivum is the source of this 621-nucleotide messenger RNA. Its product is annotated as Putative pre-rRNA-processing protein TSR2. The transcript has 2 exons. The record is from RefSeq and is a predicted model, not a curated record. Gene Ontology annotation, cellular component: nucleus. Gene Ontology annotation, biological process: maturation of SSU-rRNA from tricistronic rRNA transcript (SSU-rRNA, 5.8S rRNA, LSU-rRNA). Bases 1 to 621 code for a protein of 206 amino acids. Lineage: Eukaryota; Fungi; Ascomycota; Sordariomycetes; Glomerellales; Glomerellaceae.
AUGGCAACCACGGGAUCUUCCAGCCACGUCACAGCAGAGGCCUGCCAGUCGGCUUUCGAGCAGGCCGUUGCCCUGUCGCUGCACAUGUGGCCGGCCCUAUCCCUCGCCGUACAGAACCACUGGGGCGGCCCAGACUCAGCCGACAAGAGAGACUGGUUCGCCGGCGCGGUCGCCGAGGCCUUCCCCGCGUACUCCAAGAUCACAAACGGUCAGGCCGUCCCCGCCGCCAACGCCCCUGAAGAGCCUGACACCGAGUACGUCGAGACCAUGCUGCUGCAGGUCAUGCUGGACGAGUUCGAGGUCCACGUCGACGAUGAGACCGGCUUCGACGUCGCCGAGCAGAUCAUCAAGCUGAGGGGAGACAUAGCCAAAGGCAACUUGGACGUCGUUGACAGCCUCCGCAAGAAGUGGGAAAGCCGCAAGGGCGCCAAGGUUGAGGGGCUUUACAAGAAAGUUGAGGGCGGCGACCAGGAGACCGACUGGGAGGACGAUAGCGAGGACGAUGAGGAUGAUGACGUCGACAUGGAUGACGCCCCGCAGCUCGUUCGUGCGCCCAGGGAAAAGCCGGAACCAGAGGUGGACGAGGACGGAUUCACCACAGUCACGAGGAAGAAGAAAUAA